This is a messenger RNA of Brachypodium distachyon (stiff brome), 2409 nucleotides long. RefSeq names its product 7-deoxyloganetin glucosyltransferase. The transcript is spliced from 2 exons. The coding region runs from base 599 to 2074 and encodes 491 amino acids. Gene Ontology annotation, molecular function: UDP-glycosyltransferase activity. Lineage: Eukaryota; Viridiplantae; Streptophyta; Magnoliopsida; Poales; Poaceae. The record is from RefSeq and is a predicted model, not a curated record.
CGCAAAGAUAAUUAUUUGUUUGAAGGGCCGAAAAGUAAUUCAAGAAAAGCCCAUAGACUCAAACUUGAAGCCCAAUAAGUUUUGAAGUGUGCGUUUACUGGCAGGGACCAAGCCCAAUGUUCUAAACAAAAACACCUGCGGGGACCAAAAUUAAGAAUUUACUUCUUCUUGCUCUGUUUCUUCAAGAAGUAGUACUCCAACUAUAAUCAUUUUUUUUUGCGGGUCCAAUUAUAAUCAUUCGAUGGAUCUCCGGGCACUGACGAGGAACGAGCAACAACUCUUGUAACCUGCACUCUUGCGUCCCAUUUCAUUUUUCUUGACAGGCAUUCUUGUCUCCUUUCUGUUUGUUCUUCCAGGAGAAAACCUCAAUUUCUACACGCAGCCGCUCAGUGUCCGUCACCAUCAUCAUCCUCGAAUCAUCGAUCGCCUCCGGGAUUAACAUAUACAGCCAUCACUAUCACGCGCCGCCCACUCCUUUGCCACGGCAUCAGAUACACCCAAAACCAACAAACUAUCGAAUCAACGAUCGUCUGCGAGCAGAACACCGUCGAUCCCCCAGUGCACGCCCAGCCCGGAUUCUGCUCUGAGAAAAACGACCAUGAGCUGCUCCGGCCAUGAGCAGCAGCAGCCACACGCGGUGCUCGUCCCGCAGCCGGCGCAGGGCCACGUGACGCCGAUGCUGCACCUGGCCAAGGCGCUCCACGCCAGGGGCUUCCACGUCACCUUCGUCAACUCCGAGUACAACCACCGCCGCGUCCUCCGGUCCCGCGGGCCGGGAUCACUGGACGGCGUCGAUGGCUUCCGCUUCGAGGCGAUCCCGGACGGGCUGCCUCCGCCGUCCGAUUCCGGACACAACGACGACGUCACCCAGGACAUCGCCGCGCUCUGCUUGUCCACCACCAAGAACAGCGCGGCCCCGUUCAGGGCGCUGCUGUCGAGGCUGAAGGAGAACGACGACGGGACGCCGCCGGUGAGCUGCGUCAUAGCCGACGGCGUCAUGAGCUUCGCGCAGAGGGUCGCCGAGGAGGUCGGCGUCCCGGCCUUGCUAUUCUGGACUACCAGCGCCUGUGGCUUCGUGGGUUAUCUCCACUUCGCCGAGCUCGUCCGACGAGGCUAUGUGCCACUCAAAGAUGAGAGUGACCUGACCAACGGAUACCUGGACACCGAGAUCGACUGGAUCCCCGGAAUGGAAGGCGUCCGUCUCAGGGACAUGCCCAGCUUCAUCAGAACCACGGACCCGGACGAUAUCAUGCUCAACUUCGACGGCGGCGAGGCGCAGAACGCGCGCGGCGCCCGCGGGCUCAUCCUCAACACGUACGACGCGCUGGAGCACGACGUUCUCCGCGCGCUCCGCCGCACGUCCUUCUUCCCGCGCCUCUACACCGUCGGCCCGCUCGCCGCCAACAAAUCCUCCGUUCUGGACGGCAUCGGCGGGAACCUCUGGAAGGAAGACGCGAGCUGCCUCCGUUGGCUGGACGCCCAGGCGCAGCGGGAGGGGCCGGGCUCGGUGGUGUACGUCAACUUCGGCAGCAUCACUGUGGUGACGCCGGCCCAGCUCGCCGAGUUCGCGUGGGGCCUGGCGGGCUGCGGCCGCCCGUUCCUUUGGAUCGUCAGGCCGGACCUCGUGGCCAGCGGCGAGAGGGCCGUGCUCCCAGAGGAAUUCGUCCGAGAAACCAGGGACAGGGGACUCCUGGCGAGCUGGUGCCCGCAGGAAGAAGUCCUGAGGCACCCGGCGACGGGGCUGUUCCUGACGCACUGCGGGUGGAACUCGACGCUGGAGAGCAUCUGCGCCGGGGUGCCCAUGGUCUGCUGGCCCUUCUUCGCCGAGCAGCCGACCAACUGCCGCUACGCGUGCGCCAAGUGGGGCGUCGGGAUGGAGAUCGGGAACGAUGUGACGAGGGAGGAGGUGGUGCGGCUUGUGGGAGAGGCCAUGGAUGGCGAGAAGGGGAAGGCGAUGAGGGCGAGCGCGGUGGCGUGGAAGGAGAGCGCCAGGGCGGCGACGGAGGAAGGCGGGUCGUCCAGCAGGAACUUGGACCGGCUCUUCGAAUUCUUGCGUGCGGGAUGCAGGGAUUGAUGAUGCUGCAAGCAGAAGUUAAAUGGGUUUGGAAUCAGUUUGGUUGGGCUUCCCUGCUGCUUUCACCCCUGUCCGGCCCAUCAGUUCAGCACUACGAAGAACACAAAAUAAUGCUAUGAAUGCAAAGAUAAGGACCCGUCGUGAUCCCAGGUUGGUUGGGCCUAAAUUUAUUUAUGGGCCUGGUGGCGCAAUGCCAAAUUAGUCCAACUAUAUCCUUCCUCUUCUCUUUUUUAGCUUGCCCAAAUGUAAUGGGCAGAGUGGCUGACGGCAGAUAUGUUCGCCUGGCUUUCGAUCGGGCUCGUUAAUCAAUAAAGCCAGUUUCGCUCAAAAAAAAA